This is a messenger RNA of Closterium sp. Naga37s-1, 558 nucleotides long. The record is from the annotation of a GenBank genome assembly. NCBI's taxonomy places the organism in Eukaryota, Viridiplantae, Streptophyta, Zygnematophyceae, Desmidiales, Closteriaceae.
AUGGUUGACGACGUCAUCCGUGGCUUUGCAGAUCUCAUCUCGCGAUCCAACGUCAAGUACGAGAAGUUUCAUAACAUUCAGCAUGUUUUCUGCAAGACGAACCUGGAGGCACAAGGGAUACACACCGUUCGUUGGCUGUCACGUGGUGAGGCCGUCCGACGCUUCCUCGAGAUCCUGUCUGCAGCCAUCGUGGUGCUCAAAGAGGACAACAAUGACCUGUACGAGAUUGCCACAUCGUUCAAGUUUCAGUGGUUGCUCCGGCUGCUUGCUGACGUGUUGUGGGAGCUGAACCAUCUGAACCAACGGUUCCAGCAACGGCAGAUCGACGUCACGCUCGUGUCUCAUUUCGUGGACCAGACACGGAUGCGCAUGAAGAACCGGUACUUAAACUUUGAGCCGGAUCAUCACUUCGGGAGUGGAGAGAAGAUGACACUGAACGACUUCAUUCAGCGCCAUCAGAAGAUGGACAAGCGGGAGGUGAAGGCAGAGGGCGUGGACAGUGACGGCAACCCUGUGAAAUUCAGCUACACGCUGCACGAGAAUCCCAUCGAAGGGUAG